AUGUCUCAGGUUGAUAGCAGAAACUCCUCCGCAGCCAAACGUGCUCGGACAGAUGGUGGCCGCAGGGAAGAUGACUGGACUUGUCCUAGCUGUGGCAAUGUAAAUUUCUCUUUUAGGACGACAUGUAAUAUGCGCAACUGCACUCAGCCAAGACCUGCUGAUCACAAUCCGAAAUAUGCUGCCAAGCCUGUGCCAGCGCCUCAAGGAUACUUAUCAGGUCCCCAUGGCCAUAUAGGCUCUGGUGGACCCUCCUCCAUGUACAUGGGUAUGUCACCUUAUGGCUCUUCAGUGUUUAAUGGAACAUCUAUGCCUCAAUAUGAUGUUCCAUUUUCUGGAGGCUCAGCAUAUCACUAUAACUACUCUGGCCGGUUUUCUGGAGGGAGCCCUUUUCGGCCCUUACCUUUUUCUGGGCCCCCUUCCUACUCAGAUGGACCAAUAAUGCGAAACAGUGGCAUGUACGGGUUGCCACCUGUGAUGGAUCAAUAUGGUGUUGGAUUCCGUAUGAGCCCUGGCGUGGGGCAAAGACCUGGGUUUUUCCCGGAGGAGAAAUCUCAGCAGGCGGGUGAUGCAACUCGAGACAAUGACUGGGCCUGUCCCAAAUGUGGAAAUGUAAAUUUUUCGUUUAGAACAGUUUGCAACAUGAGGAAGUGCAACACACCUAAGCCUGGAUCUCAGGGUGGAAGAACUGGCAAGAAUUCAAAACCAGACAUGCCAGAGGGGAGCUGGAAGUGUGAGAAAUGCAACAACAUUAACUACCCAUUUAGGACCAAGUGUAACAGACAGAACUGCGGUGCUGAAAAACCUACUGAGACGAGCAAAUCUCUUCCAGAUUCUGUCGACACAAAUGAUCAGUGA
Messenger RNA from Striga hermonthica, 855 nucleotides. The record is from the annotation of a GenBank genome assembly. Lineage: Eukaryota; Viridiplantae; Streptophyta; Magnoliopsida; Lamiales; Orobanchaceae.